UAUUUAGGCUGCCCCCGAAAAAGUCAUACUCAUCGGGGCAUUAAGGCAUCACCCCACACCACGUGUUCUUUCCUUCCAACACCAACAUCAACACCUGCCCGGCUGCCCCCCUUUCUUCUGCAGUUGUACGGUCAUCACCUUCUUCUUCUUCUUCUUCGUCUUCCCUCUCUCUUUCUCUCUCCUCACUGUAAACAAACAAAAAUGGUGAAUGAAAAUGAGAAACAGAAGAAGCAGCAAAAGAAGAAAGUUCCAGAUUGGUUAAACUCGUCACUCUGGUCUACGCCUUUUCCAUCUGCUACCAACCUCACCAAAACCGAAGAUCGAACGACUUUCUCUGAUGAUGGACUCAUUACACGAACAACUGAUCGUCCGACUUCUUCUGAUGGAGUUGUCAUCACCCGUCCUCCGUCUCCAGUACGACCACCACCUCCACCUCCUCCGCCUUCGUCUCCGCCUUUUCAGUCGUCGGAUUCCAAUGGCACUUCCACUUCCUCUGCCUCUCCUUCCCCCGAGGAGAUCGCUCGCCAAGCUCAGCUCUUAGUCGAGCUGUCGAAGAAGGUGAUUAAUAUGAGAGAAAUCAGGAGGCUAGCAUCCAUGGGUCUUCCUGAUGCUCCUGUCAUCCGUUCUACUGUCUGGAAGCUUCUAUUGGCAUAUUUACCCAGUGAUCGAGCAAUGUGGCCGUCUGAAUUAGCCAAGAAGAGGUCCCAAUACAAGCAUUUCAAGGAUGACCUCUUAAUGUCUCCCUCAGAAAUUUCGAGGAAGCUGGAGAAGUCGUCGCUUGCUGAUAAGGAUGAGCUGAAAGGUGAAAGUCGUUGCGUACUCUCUAGAUCAGAAAUUGUUCAAGAUGAGCAUCCUCUUAGCCUUGGGCAAUCCAGUCUAUGGAAUCAGUUUUUUCAGGACACAGAGAUCAUCGAGCAGAUUGAUCGGGAUGUGAAAAGAACUCACCCAGAUAUGCACUUUUUCUCUGGGGAUACGGUUUCUGCAAAAUUAAAUCAAGACGCACUGAGGAACAUUUUGAUCGUAUUUGCUAAGCUAAACCCUGGCAUAAGAUAUGUACAAGGAAUGAAUGAGUUAUUGGCACCUCUCUUCUAUGUUUUUCGAAAUGAUCCAGAUGAUGAAAACUCCGCUGCUGCUGAAGCAGAUACAUUCUUUUGUUUUGUUGAGUUGCUUAGUGGGCUCAGGGAUAAUUUCUGUCAGCAACUUGAUAACAGUGUUGUUGGAAUUCGUUCCACAAUCACCAAAUUGUCACUACUUUUAAAGGAACACGACGAAGAACUUUGGCGUCAUUUGGAGAUCACGUGUAAGGUUAAUCCCCAGUUUUAUGCAUUCAGAUGGAUAACUCUUCUCUUGACUCAAGAAUUCAGCUUCACAGACAGCCUCCAUAUUUGGGACAUUCUAUUAAGUGAUCCUGAGGGGCCACAGGAAACAUUGCUAAGGGUAUGUUGUGCAAUGCUUAUUCUUAUCCGAAGACGGUUGCUUGCUGGUGAUUUUACUUCCAAUCUCAAGCUUUUACAAAACUACCCCUCAACAAAUAUUAGUCACCUGCUAUAUGUUGCAAACAAGUUAAGGGCUCAUCCAACUAGCUAGGUUCUCUGUAUGACAUCUUCAGUUCCUUGUGAUUCUUUUCUUUGUUUUAUUUUUCAUACUUCUGCACAUUGUAGAAUACGGAGUACUUUUUUUUUGUAUGCUUAUUUUAUUUUUCUUUUAUUAUGUAAAUGUCUGUUUAAAUUGCAUUGGUUGAACACCCCCAUGUUUAUUGUCAA
Spinacia oleracea (spinach) is the source of this 1763-nucleotide messenger RNA. RefSeq lists its product as uncharacterized. Gene Ontology annotation, biological process: intracellular protein transport; activation of GTPase activity. The transcript is spliced from 9 exons. NCBI's taxonomy places the organism in Eukaryota, Viridiplantae, Streptophyta, Magnoliopsida, Caryophyllales, Amaranthaceae. The record is from RefSeq and is a predicted model, not a curated record. Bases 202 to 1587 code for a protein of 461 amino acids. Gene Ontology annotation, molecular function: GTPase activator activity.